AGUUCCAGCUGGCUCUGUUAAAGCGGCGCUCUCCCGAGGCCAGCGCUCGCCCGCGGGCUGCCCGCGCGCCGCUACCACGGCAACGAACGCACGCACGAGUCGUGGGGCGCACGCCAUGCGCCGUUGCGGCGCCGCUGCCAUGCUGUGGGCAGCCCGCCUCUGCGCCAUCGCAUCAGCAAGCGACGAAGUAGCCCGCUCCCUCACCCAAUUGCAGUCGCGCGACGGCCGGCAACAAACGCAAGCCGCGCGUCGACUCCAGGACCUGUCCUACGAGGACCCGAGGGCCGCCGCGAGAAUACUCGAGGAAGGAGCAGCCCCACAUCUCGUGGAAGUGCUGACGAACGGCGCCUCCUUGCAAGCAAAGGUCGCCGCCGCCGGCGCGUUGGUGGACGUGGGCGGCCACGGCACUUCUUUGAGACUCGAAGUUACAAGGGCAGGUGCGGUCGAACCGGCCAUCGCAUUACUCGACCGCGACGACGACGCCGCGCGGGAAGUAGCUGCAGGAUUACUGGUCGUGGCGGCGCCCGUGGCGCGGGCGGCGGUCGUCGUGCCCCUCGUAAAAAUGGUCGGAGAUACCUCUACAAAAGCAUCGCAAAUACGAGCCGGCAACGCGGCCUGGGCGUUAUCUAGGUUGGCCGACCUGCCCGGCCUGCCGCUGUCGAUGGCGCGGGCCGGGGCCGGCGAAGCGCUGAAGAACGCGCUCGGCGCGCCUCGGGCGCGGCGACGCGCCGCGGACGCCGUCACCGCACUGGCAGCUGAUGAAGGUGUAGCGCGCGAACUGAGCGACGCGGGCUGCGGCGCGGCGUUAGCCCGAGCUUUAGAAAGGACGUCUGCUACUUCCGACGACAUGUUCUCUCUUGUGAGUGCGCUCGCGGCGCUGGCCGAGGCCGACCCCCGCGACGCGCUGAACGAGGAGAAGCCGCCCCUAGCUGCAUUAGUACGGGUCCUAGAUCGGGGCCACGCCGAGUCGAAAAGGGAGGCCACGCGCGCGCUGUACGCGCUCGCGACGGAUUCCGCGGAAGUCCGGGAACGCCUAUUGUUCCACCACGACGCCGUGCUGCCGCUCGAAAGGCUGCUCGACGCGAGCGACGCGAAGGCAAGAGUAUUAGCGGCGGCGGCGUUGCGCGUGCUCGGCGCGCCGCCGCCGGCACCUCCACCACCUUCCGAAGAAGAACCGAUCCGACGCAAGAGGCGCCCGUCGUUCGUCGUUGUGGUUUUAGUGUUGGCCCUCGGCUUAGUCCUGAAGGGCAAGCAGCGAAGACGGCGGCCCGCGGCGAAGAAAACAGUAGUGAGGGACAAAGGCCACGAGGACAUGCGCGCCGCGAUGAUUCGGGUGCGGGAGCUGACGGCGGAACGCGACGAGUUCAAGGCCAAAGCUGAAAAGGCGGAGGCGCGUCUGCGGAGUCGAGAAGAGGAGCUCCGGGCCGAGCUCGCGGAGCUCCGCGAGGCUCAAAGAGCUGACGCGGCGAGCCUCGCGCGAUCGCUCGCGUCGAGGGCCCGUGAGCGAAAAGAGGCGGAACGCCGCUUCGAGAUCGAACGCGACGCCGCGGCUGCGGCUUCGGCCGCAAACGCCGCGCGCGCGGCCGACCGCCAGCGCCACGGCCUCGCCCUGGCCCGCGAGCGCGACGCGGCCCUUCGGCAGCUGGCGGUGGUUCGGGCCGAGCUCGACGCGGCCAAGUCGUCGGCGAAGCGCGGGCUCUUUUCGUCCGAGGACGAUCCCGUGCUGCCGAUGGCUGCCGGGGGGUCGCUGCGAAUUCGUUAA
Pelagomonas calceolata is the source of this 1762-nucleotide messenger RNA. The record is from the annotation of a GenBank genome assembly. NCBI's taxonomy places the organism in Eukaryota, Pelagophyceae, Pelagomonadales, Pelagomonadaceae.